ACCAAAAAAAAUGUUUAAAUGUUUUUCACAUUUACCUACACAUAUUUUAAGAAAAUCAGCUGACUUGCAUCUUAUAGUCGUAAAAUGCACUGUUUUACUCAUUUAGACAUCAAGUGUAUAAACUUUGUAACCUGUCUAGUCCUUGUACUCCCCAAACCGAAAUGUAUUUCUUUUAAUUUAUUUAAAUUUUGUAAAUUAUUUACGUAGCUUGACCUCGCGACUGCUUGUGUAUUAUACACCACGAUAUGUAUCUGUAUACAGGAUACAGAUGAAUUUUUUUGUAGUAUCUAGAACGCCACAAAUCAAUUCAGACUUCUUACACAUUCCAAUUUACAAUGGCAAACGUACUCGAGCACGGAAUUACCUAACUAACUAUAAGAAUAUAUCUGUAUAUCUAAACAAAUUGUAUCUACAUGUAUCUAACGCUUUGAAAACUUAUUAAUCCGCGCGCGGACAAUAAAUCAAUGUUAUGUACUUAAACGAUUGUGAAGGAAAGUCUUCCUGGUUCAGGUUGUCAAGGAACAUUUAGUUUGAUUACGGUUCGGAAAAGUAUUUCUCCAAAGAUAGCAAAUUAAUGGUUGAGCCCAAGAUAUGACAGAUGUCCGGAAAGGGGGAGAUCAUUCAGAUCCACAUCGGCCAGGCCGGUGUGCAGAUAGCCAACGCAUGUUGGGAGCUCUUUUGCCUGGAGCAUGGGAUUAUGGCCAACGGAAGACUAGCGCAAACACCCGUGGACGACUCAUUCCUGACGUUCUUCGAGUUCACCAGCAGUCAACCAUGCGUGCAGCCGCGACUUGUUAUGAUCGACACGGAACCCACAGUUAUAGAUGAAAUUCGCACAGGUUCCUACCGCAAUCUCUUUCAUCCGGACACUUUGAUCUCGGGCAAGGACGAUAGUGGCAGUAACUUUGCCCGGGGCUACAAUUUGAUGGCCAGCGAGUUGCUGGAUCGCUCCAUGAAUGCCAUUCGUCGGGUGGCCGAUCGUUGCCGGAACCUCAGGGGUUUCCUGGUCUUCCGGGCGAUUGGCGGGGGUUCCGGUUCUGGUUUGGGCACCCGCAUCAUGGAGAGACUCGUAGACGACUUUGGCAAGAAGAUGACCGUUGUGGAAUUCCUGGUCUAUCCCUCGCCUUCGAUCUCCCCGGUUAUCGUGGAGCCGUACAAUGCCCUGCUGGCUGCCCAUUUCUCAAUGGACUGCACCGAUGUCUCGUUUAUAGUGGACAACGAGGCGCUGUACGACAUCUGUGCGAAUACGCUCAAUGUCCCGGCACCCACAUACACGAAUCUGAAUAGGAUAAUCGGACAGGUUGUCUCCAGCUUUACGGCCUCACAGCGUUUUGGCGGCGGAUCGACCGUGAGUUUCCAGGAGCUGCAGACGAACCUCGUGCCAUACCCUCGAAUCCACUAUCCGCUGAUCAACUACGCACCGUUGGUACCCAUUUCGCACUCGCAGUUUGUCAACAUGUCGACGGCCCAGCUGACGGGACAGUGCUUCCAGAUGAGCAACCAGAUGGUGCGCUGCAAUCCCAGUCAUGGCAAGUACAUGGCCAGUGUGCUCCUCUACCGCGGGGACAUCGCGCCCAAUGAGAUCAACACGGCGCUGGAGAACAUCAAGAGGAACAGGUCUUUCAGAUUCGUCGACUGGUCGCCCACGGGCUUCAAGAUCGGCGUGAGCCCCAUGCCGCCGUAUUAUGUCCCUGGCGGGGAUCUGGCGCCCACCAAUCGCGCCUGCGUGGCCAUCUCGAACAACACGAACAUCCGGAUCGCCUGGUGCCGCCUGGUCAACAAGUUCGACAAGCUCUAUCAGCGGCGGGCCUUCGUCUACCACUAUGUGGGCGAGGGGCUCGAGGAGGGCAACUUCAACGAGGCCUCCGAGAAUAUCUGCCAGCUGGUGCACGAUUAUCUGGAGGUGGAUGCCUCGGCCCCAACAUCGCGGCGCGAUUCCGAUCCGGACGAAGAGUGAAGGUCAUUUGGCAGCUUUAAACUAAAAAAUA
Drosophila takahashii is the source of this 1988-nucleotide messenger RNA. Its product is annotated as tubulin alpha chain. Gene Ontology annotation, molecular function: GTP binding; structural constituent of cytoskeleton. Lineage: Eukaryota; Metazoa; Arthropoda; Insecta; Diptera; Drosophilidae. Gene Ontology annotation, cellular component: cytoplasm; microtubule. The record is from RefSeq and is a predicted model, not a curated record. Gene Ontology annotation, biological process: mitotic cell cycle; microtubule cytoskeleton organization.